AUGGCCUCCGCGGCAGAUAUUCGCAGCGCCCUCUCACUACCCGCCACACACACACCUUCUGUUGCUGGUCCCUCCCAACCCAAGAGAGCACGGAAGCCCGAGGGAAUCUCGCGAGAGCUCUACUCGUUAUUGGGGCCCACGCCCGCGGGCACACUUGUAACCAAACAUAAGCCUGCAUUCAAACACAAGCCGAAACUAGGGAGGAGUACGAGAUGGGAGUGGCGACAAUUCAAGAACGGCGCGCGUACAGACGGGUUGAAGCUCAGUCAUUGGGUAAAGGCAAGCGAAGAGCCAGAUAACGAGUACCCGUGGUCCAAGUACAAUGUAUCGGGUCCAGGCUACAACUACACCGAACAGGAGUACGCUCAAUGGCUGCAAGACUCCAACUGGACUCGAGAAGAAACAGACUACUUGUUCAAACUUGUGAACGAGUGGGACUCGCGAUGGUAUCUCAUCGCAGAUCGUUACGACUAUCCUGGCGGUAAAGAGCGCUCGAUGGAGGACCUCAAAGACCGAUACUUCUCAGCCUGUCGCCGAAUAGUGCGCAAUAGGUCUACCAUCGACGAUGCUACAAAGUCCACAGUUCUACCGACCCUCGAAUUCGACAAGGAGCGCGAGGUGACGCGAAAAAAGUACCUCGCAUCACUGGCGAGUCGUACCGCGGAGGAGGUGGCGGAGGAGGAGGCACUCUAUAUCGAGCUCAAACGUCUCGAACAGAACGAGCGCUCAUUUCGCUUCGAACGCGAAGCGCUCAUGCGCACGAUGCUCGGUGUGGAAGCAGGUCUUCCUGGAUUACCAUUCGCGGACGAUGGCGGGCCCUUCGCGGAGAAGGAGAAGGAGCGCAGUCAUGUGCAUACGAAGGAACAUCAUGCGGGGAGCAGUCGGUCCAACAAGAGGAGGUAUACCGAGACGGAGAGUCCCGCUGCGACGCCCGUCACUUCCAGUGCGCCGUCGGUCAGUACUAGGCGAAUGGCGCCUCUACCACCUCCACCUCCACAAUCAACUGCCUCUGCCGAAUACGACGAGAAACACUGCAUAUACCGUCCCGACCCGCGCUCAAUCAUCCCGACGAAAUCAGCGCACAACAUCGCGUUCCUGCGUUCUGGCAAGAUGGCAGUACCAAAAACCACGAUUUAUCCACGCGUCGCAGCGCUGCUGACUGAGCUCGGUGUGAGCCAGACGCGGCUCGUCAUGCCUACACGCGAGAAUCUGGUCGCGUACGAAGGUGUUGUGGAUGCAUGUGCGGCGAUUGUAGACGCUAAGAAGGCGUUGGAUCGCAUCGAGCAAGAGGUCAGGACUGCGAAGGAAAGGCUUGCGAUGCGCGAGAGCCAGAGUCAAGAAGGGGGCGGAGGAACGCCAAUGGAUGCAGACGGGGAGGAUGAGGAUGGUGCUGAGAGUAGUAGAGGGCAAAGUCGGAUGCCGAGCAUUAGGAGGAGUAUGAGUGUAAGCUCUGCAGAUACUACCGCAACGAGGGGUAACAAAAAGCGUAAGGUCGGUUGA
This is a messenger RNA of Peniophora sp. CBMAI 1063, 1500 nucleotides long. The record is from the annotation of a GenBank genome assembly. NCBI's taxonomy places the organism in Eukaryota, Fungi, Basidiomycota, Agaricomycetes, Russulales, Peniophoraceae.